CUAAUUUUAGCUUCGGCCCACACAAAAAAGUGUGUAUGUGCAAAGUGGGAAUACGAGUUGCAAACAGAACAUUGAGGGACAUUCCAUUUGUACAUUUGCAUCUUAACUUCUCGGUUUGACAGGUCAAUCAUUUUAAAUUAAAACACAAGAUGGAACAAACAUAGUGUCCAUAUAUAUUUUGUUGAGGAAUCAGCUGCGUCACAGAUCUUAUCUUCAUUUGCCGCUCUAUGGACUCACCUCUAUAACUUGGACUUGGACAUUCGGUUCCCUCGACGAGUUCAACAUGUCCACAGUAAGGCUGCUCCUCUCCUGCCUGCUCUUUAAACAGGUUGUUACGCUGUCGGGGAACUUCUGGCACAUCACGGAUCUGCACUGGGACCCGACGUACAAAGUGACCGAUAAUCCUCAGCGCGUGUGCGCAUCGAGCGGCAACCGCCCCGCGGCCAACGCGGGGUCAUUCGGAGACUACGCGUGCGAUUCUCCGUGGCUCCUUAUCAACUCCUCCGUGUAUGCCAUGAAGGACAUUCUACCUGAUCCGGACUUCAUCGUGUGGACAGGAGACGACACGCCACAUGUACCCAACGAGGAUCUGGGAGAAGAAGCAGUGCUCCUCAUUAUAAGCAACCUUACCAAUAUUAUAAAUCAGUUGUUUCCAAACACUAAGGUUUACCCUGCGCUGGGAAACCACGAUUACCACCCCAAGAGCCAGCUUCCUGCAGGCCCCAACAACAUCUACAACCGGAUAGCUGACAUGUGGCAGGGCUGGUUGGAUCCAAAGUCCAGAGAAACAUUUAAAACAGGUGGAUAUUUCUCAGAAAAGCUGCUCAAUCGGACAGGUUUCCGGAUGCUGGUCCUCAACACCAACCUCUACUAUAACCAGAAUAAGGUGACCUCGCCCCUGGACGACCCAGCAGGCCAGUUCGCCUGGGCGGACCAGGUUCUCAAAGAGGCCGCCGUCAACAAAGAAAAGGUGUACAUCAUUGGCCAUGUUCCCCCAGGUGUCUUUGAGAAGAAGAGAAAUACGCCGUGGUUCACGCCCAAAUUCAACGAGCUGUACUUGGACUUGAUUCAGAGGCAUCAUUCAGUCAUAUUUGGACAGUUCUUUGGCCAUCAUCAUACAGACACCUUCCGGAUGUUCUACGACUCAAAGGGCUCUCCCAUCAGUGCGAUGUUCCUCAGCCCAGGCGUCACACCGUGGAAAACAACGCUUCCCGGAGUCAAGGAUGGCGCGAACAACCCCGGGAUUCGUGUUUUCGAAUACGACACCCAAACUCUGCUGGUCAAAGAUGUGGUGACACACUAUCUGAAUCUGACUCGUGCCAACACAGCCGGCGGACGCUGGGAGAAGGAGUAUCGCCUCACAGAGAGCUUCAGACUGCCGGACGCCUCCCCGGCCUCCAUGCAUCAGGUCCUAGAGCGCAUGGCCACCGACCGCUGCUACCUGCAGAAGUACUACGAGUUCAACUCGGUCAGCUACGACCUGAGCGAGUGCGACGGCGACUGCCGCGCUGACCACGUGUGUGCAGCCAGAGAGGUGGACUUGGAGAGGUACGAACGAUGCCUGGAGAAGGAAGGGGCCGCUGCCCUUUACGGUGGGCUGCUGCCGGUCAUUUCCGUGGCUGCAAGUCUGGUGCUGGCCCAUCGGUGAGGAUGAUCCAUCUAUCAAAGAGGAUGCUUGAAAUAGAAGCUUUAAAGAUGUAGAUUAUUGGUGUCAUGUAACGAUUGAAAAGUCUUUGGUUUAUUGGCUGUUUAAUACUGUACAUUAUGGUCAAUAGAAAACACUUUAUUGUUAUAGUAUUCAUGUUGCUCAAGAGGCUAAAGUACAUAAUCAUUCUAGAGUGUUCUUUAACAAAUCGAAACUUUAGUCAAAUGUUUCUUUCCGCCAAAGCUAACUUGUCAAACUCUGCUUUAUCUAUUCGCCGAAACCCAAAAUGGCUUAAAAAUCAGUUCUUUAUUGGCUGAAUUGUACUUUAGCAGCAAUAAACAAUGAGUAUAUACACACAUAUCAGUGUGAUUGCAAAAGAAAAUGUGUCAAUUAAUAUUGAUUUACUCACGUCUAUAACUCAGUAACAAACCAACCGGGUAAUAAAGAUAUUAGAUGCA
This is a messenger RNA of Gasterosteus aculeatus aculeatus (three-spined stickleback), 2103 nucleotides long. It is a transcript of the gene smpdl3b, whose product is annotated as sphingomyelin phosphodiesterase acid like 3B. Gene Ontology annotation, molecular function: sphingomyelin phosphodiesterase activity. Lineage: Eukaryota; Metazoa; Chordata; Actinopteri; Perciformes; Gasterosteidae. The record is from RefSeq and is a predicted model, not a curated record. Gene Ontology annotation, biological process: sphingomyelin catabolic process.